Molecule: messenger RNA, 2998 nt
Organism: Anolis carolinensis (green anole)
Lineage: Eukaryota; Metazoa; Chordata; Lepidosauria; Squamata; Anolidae
Gene: crhr1
Product: corticotropin releasing hormone receptor 1
Exons: 13
Coding region: 192-1430 (412 amino acids)
Biological process (GO): cell surface receptor signaling pathway; adenylate cyclase-activating G protein-coupled receptor signaling pathway
Cellular component (GO): plasma membrane; neuron projection
Molecular function (GO): corticotropin-releasing hormone binding; corticotropin-releasing hormone receptor activity; G protein-coupled peptide receptor activity
Source: RefSeq, a predicted model, not a curated record
CGCGUGUGGGGAGCUGGAGGUCUGUGGAGGACUCUCCCCACGGAAUGGAGAGCAUGUGAAGACAGGUGGGGGCGGGCCGGGGGGAGGAGACUCUGCCGCCGCGGCUGGUGGCUGUGUAGUUGAGCCUGGAUGCUGCAGGAGCUCCCAACGCCGCCUGGACGGAGAGGAGGAGGAGGAGGUGCAGCCCAGCCAUGGAUGCCCGAAAGGGGUUGCUGCAGCUUAUUUUCUUCUGGAUCAACCUGGCUGCCGCUUCCAUCCAGGAUGAACGCUGUGAGAACCUGUCUUCUAUCACCAACAUCACUGGUCCCCAGUGCAAUGCUUUAGUGGACCUGAUUGGGACAUGUUGGCCUCGUAGCGUGGCAGGGCAGCUGGUGGCACGUCCCUGCCCUGAAUAUUUCUUUGGAGUGCGAUACAACACCACAAACAACGUAUACAGAGAAUGCUUUGCAAAUGGCAGCUGGGCAACCCGUGUGAACUACUCACUGUGUCAGGAGAUCCUCAAUGAGGAGAAGAAGAGCAAGUUGCACUAUCAAGUUGCUGUUGUCAUCAACUAUCUUGGACACUGUAUUUCUCUGGGGGCCUUGUUGGCUGCUUUCAUCCUCUUCAUGCGACUGAGGAGUAUUCGGUGCUUACGAAAUAUCAUCCAUUGGAACUUGAUCACCGCCUUCAUUCUGCGAAAUGCCACAUGGUUCGUUGUUCAGCUCACCAUGAAUCCAGAAGUGCAUGAAAGCAAUGUGGCCUGGUGUCGCCUUGUCACAGCAGCCUACAACUAUUUCCAUGUCACCAAUUUCUUCUGGAUGUUUGGAGAGGGCUGUUACCUUCAUACAGCAAUUGUUCUCACCUAUUCUACUGACAAGCUGCGGAAGUGGAUGUUCAUCUGCAUCGGCUGGUGCAUCCCAUUUCCCAUCAUCAUUGCUUGGGCCGUUGGGAAACUCUACUAUGACAACGAGAAGUGCUGGUUUGGAAAGCGUGCAGGAAUUUACACAGACUACAUCUACCAAGGUCCUAUGAUACUAGUGCUAUUGAUCAACUUUAUAUUUUUGUUCAAUAUUGUCAGAAUCCUGAUGACAAAGCUUCGGGCCUCCACCACUUCCGAAACCAUCCAGUACAGAAAAGCUGUGAAGGCCACUCUUGUGCUCCUGCCUUUACUAGGCAUUACCUACAUGCUUUUCUUCGUCAACCCAGGAGAAGAUGAAAUAUCCAGGAUUGUCUUCAUUUAUUUCAACUCUCUCUUGGAAUCCUUCCAGGGCUUUUUCGUCUCUGUCUUCUACUGCUUCCUGAACAGUGAGGUCCGCUCAGCAGUACGGAAAAGAUGGCACCGAUGGCAGGACAAGCACUCCAUCCGUGCUCGAGUGGCAAGGGCCAUGUCCAUCCCCACGUCUCCAACACGCGUCAGUUUCCAUAGCAUCAAACAGUCCUCCGCUCUCUGAGCCUGUUCCAGACCAUGAAGCCAGUGUUUUGAUACACUUGUGAUGAAGGGGCUUGGCAGCUUCAAGGACAAGACUUGAUCCUUCGGAGUUCCAGCUGAGAAAAGUCCUUGUUGCCCUCAUUUGGCUGGCCACUUAUGAGACUGUUUGGAUUGGAAGGAAGGCUUUGUGUGUGCCCAUGAUUGCAAAUCUUGGCAGGAUCCAGUGGUUCAGAAAUGAUGGGAAAUUCAAGAGUAAUGCCCACAAAACCCAUUCUGAAAGCGUGUGAUUUAUGUAACUUCUUCGUGCCAUCUAGAGUUCUUUUUGCUCCGAUUGCUUAGAGAGAAUGAUAAUCUCACAAGUGUUAUAGAAAAAACAAAGGGACAGAGGAUUCACUCUCAAAUGUACAAAAUCCUGAAAAUGUCAGCUCAUAAUUUCACAAAGCAUUGUUAAACAUUAACCACUGGAGGAAACAGAACCAAAGGAAGUGGUUUUUGUCUUAUGGCAGCAAGAUUAAUCCUGGGAACUUUUCCCCCUAAGAAACUGAAGUGGAAGUUUAACCCUUUUUAAAGGGUUUCAUGAAUUCAUGAAAGAUGGGUGUGGCUGAUAUUUGACAAAAGCACAAACCCUUCUGUAUUCAGGGCCACAAUAACUACCUAAUACUGGAGAUUCAAAUGAUUUGGUGCACUGUUAUGAACUGCUGAUGAACUUUCAUAAAUCUUUGGUGUAUUAUGUAAUGAUUGGGAUGCUGAGAAGGAUCCAACAAUGCUGUUCCAGUGUUCUUCCUCAUGCAUUUCAACAUUAGAAGUUGCCAAGACAUUAACUGAAAGACCAAUGGACUCUGAUUCUGAAAGUCAGCCUAUCAACUUGUUUCACAAAGUAUGCCACAGUUAUUUGGAUCUCACCAAGUUCUUUCCCCUGGAAAAUCACCUUGAAUUCAAAAGCGGAAUGGGGGUUUUUCGUGUCAGGAGCGACCUGAGAAACUGCAAGUUGCUUCUGGUGUGAGAAGGAUGUUGCCCAGGGGAUGCCUAGAUGUUUGAUGUUUUACUAUCCUGUGGGAGGCUUCUCUCAUGUCCCCGCAUGGGGAACCUUUUGGUCAUCAGUUCAGCCGGAACAAGAGUUUAACCCAUUGUGCCACCAGAAUGGGGUGUAAAUUAAGAUAUACAUUUUUUUUUACUUUUCCAUUCUUGCAGGUAAAAAAUGAAUAUGAAGCAGCAUUGCACAUUUUUGUAAAUUUUAGAUUAUUUUUUCACAUUUCAGGGCUUUUUUACACAAAAAAUUCACUUGUGUAAAAAAACGUUUCUUGCAAAAAAUGUUUGCAGCAGGGAAUAAUGUAUUUUGCACCAAAAGUGUUGUCUCAUGUGCAAACAUGUUUUCAUGCAAAACCCUGUGCUUCUUUCCACAACCCCUUUCCCCCCUUUCUUUUACAGAAAUGAAUUUUUCACAAAAUCUCAAAAUGCAUGUUGGGCCAUUUUGACAAGGUGUCUCAAUGUGUUGAGGCAAUGAUGAGAAAAUCUGUGAAUCUUCUUCACAACCCUAAUAUGACUGCAUUUGUCUGGGUAUUUUUAAAUAAAGGUCAACACUACUCUCCA